AUGCCCAAGUCCGUAAUUUCCUAUCACAGCGUCGACCAGCAGAGCAACGACGAUGACGGCGGCGGCUACGACCAGUCCUCCUGGCUGGAGCAGCAGGAGCGGAGCGACACCAUCAGCAGCACCACUCCCACCUCGCCCAUGCUCACAUUCCGCUCGCUGAGACAGAACCGGGCGUCCGAGAACGAUCUCGCCAGACACAACGCCACAGAGCGGUCGAGCUUGCUAGGCAAUGCACAGAACUCACGAUCGUACGCAAGCAUACCGGCCACGGUGCCGGGCACCCCGCGGCCCCACACCGUACGGCACAACAGCCAGCUCCAUACCGGCCAGCGGAUGCGCCAUAGUCGGGCAGGCUCCAUCAGUCGCACCUUCAGCCAGCGGCUGGUGGACGCGCUGGGCGAGCGGGGUGCGCCCGGCUCGCUGGAGAACAGCAUGCACGCGUCGAGGCCGUCUCUGUUCCACGACGAUCGCGUGUGGUACGACCAGUUCACGUCGACCGACUGGGUGCACGACAGCAUCGCCGACGCAUACCGGGUGAAAGCCCUGCGCAGCCGGAAAGACCUCAGAGGGCGGCUGGCGGCAUGGUUCGACGGUGCCCAAGGCUGGAUCCUCGUGGCUCUUAUCGGCAUCCUCACCGCCUGCGUCGCCUACCUCGUCAACAUCACCGAGACCACCCUGUUCGACUGGAAGCAGGGAUACUGCACACAGGGAUGGUACAAGAACAAAAAGAGCUGCUGUGACGGGGCCUCUCUCUGUGAAGCCUGGGUACACUGGUCCCGCGUGCUCCGCAGCGACUGCCUGGACAAGGCCAACACGCAGUUUGCCGCCUUUGUGCUCUCCGUCGUAGUGCUUUCUAUGGCGUCAUGCGUGCUGACCCUGGCGACCAAGACCGUCAUUCCUUCCGCAAUCUCCCUGGCGACGCUCGACGAGAAUCUCGGGGCCGACGUCCGCGACUCCGAUCGCGACGAGGAGGGCCGCAAGCGAAGCUCAGACCCUGAGAUCAGCUUUAAUGAAUCGCAGAUGCGUCCUCCCAUGGUCUACUAUUCCGCCGCCGGCAGCGGAGUGGCCGAGGUCAAGGUCAUCCUCAGCGGAUUCGUCCUUCACGGCUACCUCGGAGUGCGCACUCUAGUCAUCAAAACCCUAGGCUUGAUUCUCAGCGUGGCAUCCGGUCUCAGUCUUGGCAAAGAAGGCCCCUACGUCCACAUCGCUACGUGCAUCGGCAACAUCGCGUGUCGUAUCUUCUCCAAAUACAGCAGCAACGACGGGAAGCGCAGGGAGAUCCUCAGUGCGAGUGCUGCUGGAGGAGUGGCUGUUGCAUUUGGUGCUCCCAUUGGCGGCGUUCUCUUCAGCUUAGAAGAGGUCAGCUACUACUUCCCGUCCAAGACCCUCUUCCGCACCUUCUUCUGCUGCAUUGCAGCCGCGCUUUCGCUGAAAUUCUUGAAUCCCUACGGUACCAACAAAAUCGUUCUUUUCGAGGUCCGCUAUCUGGUCGACUGGAAGUCCUUUGAAAUGAUCGCUUUCAUCUUCACUGGUGCAUUGGGCGGCGUUUUGGGAGCGCUCUUCAUCAAAGCGUCCCGCAUCUGGGCUCGCACUUUCCGGCGCAUUCCCGUCAUCAAGAAAUAUCCGAUACUCGAGGUUUUCCUCGUUGCACUUGUCACCGGACUGCUCAGCUUCUGGAAUAGAUACACGAAGCUUCCCGUCGCAGAGCUGCUCUUCGAGCUAGCCAGCCCUUGUGACACAUUCACCGAUUCUGGUGACGGCCUCUGUCCCACAAGGGAACACAUUCCCGAUGUUCUCAAGCUAUUGCUCAUUGCAUUCGUCAUCAAGGCAGGCCUCACAGUCAUUACCUUUGGUAUCAAGGUGCCGGCCGGCAUCUACGUGCCGUCCAUGGUCGUUGGUGGCUUAGCAGGACGAAUGGUCGGUCACCUCGUGCAGUUGUUUGCUCUGCGCUUCGCGGAUGCAGGCUUAUUUGGGCAUUGCGAUCCCGCAGGGCCACCUGGCUCAUGUGUCGUUCCAGGAGUGUACGCAAUGGUUGCCGCCGGAGCCACCAUGACCGGCGUUACUCGCUUAACUGUGACACUCGCUGUCAUCCUUUUCGAGCUUACAGGCAGUUUAGAUCACGUCCUCCCUUUUUCCCUCGGCAUCUUGGUUGCGAAAUGGGUUGCCGAUGCCAUUGAGCCCCUUAGCAUCUACGACCUCCUAACCGAUAUGAACUCGUACCCUUUCCUCGACAACAAGGUCCGACCCAUCUUUACCUCAGAACUAGGCGAUAUUAUACCGAGAAGCCGAGGUGAGCGUAUAAUCGACGUCUCUGAGUCGGCACUCGUUCCGGCUAGCGUGCUUCGUCAAAAGCAGCAGUAUCUCCAGAUGGCCGGCGAAAUCGAUGGUGGCCUUCCCAUCAUUAAGCAUGGCGUCCUCGUCGGUCUCAUUCCAGCUCCUGAUCUCGAGUUCGCCCUUGAUAAACUUGAGAACGAGGAUAACACGCUCUGUCUCAUGUCUCCGCACGUCGAUUGGGCUGCUGGGAGAGAGCAUAUGGGCGAGCAGAACGAGGACGAAGAGAAGAGUGAUUUCACACCUUACAUUGACCCAGCGCCGGUGUCACUGGAUGUGCAUUCGCCCAUGGACCUUGUCUAUGAGUGCUUCGUCAAGCUUGGUUUGCGCUACGUCUGCGUGCUCAGGGACGGGAAAUUUGCGGGUCUGAUGCACAAGAAAGCCUUCGUCAAAUACAUCAAAGAGCUGGAGGAGAACGAGAAAUGA
Messenger RNA from Trematosphaeria pertusa, 2757 nucleotides. RefSeq lists its product as uncharacterized. Gene Ontology annotation, biological process: transmembrane transport; chloride transport. The record is from RefSeq and is a predicted model, not a curated record. Bases 1 to 2757 code for a protein of 918 amino acids. Gene Ontology annotation, cellular component: early endosome; membrane; Golgi apparatus. NCBI's taxonomy places the organism in Eukaryota, Fungi, Ascomycota, Dothideomycetes, Pleosporales, Trematosphaeriaceae. The transcript has 2 exons. Gene Ontology annotation, molecular function: voltage-gated chloride channel activity.